Paramecium tetraurelia is the source of this 570-nucleotide messenger RNA. RefSeq lists its product as uncharacterized. The transcript has 3 exons. The record is from RefSeq and is a predicted model, not a curated record. NCBI's taxonomy places the organism in Eukaryota, Ciliophora, Oligohymenophorea, Peniculida, Parameciidae.
AUGUUUAAGAACAACUUCUACUCUUAUGUGGGUGGUACUAGAUCAGAUAUAGCCAUGAGCAUAGAGUCUUAUUUCGAAGUUAUGGAAGUCUUAUUGGAUUAAUAUCUGAGUAGAGAAAUGCUGUUCAAUUUCAAGAAUUGCAGUCAAGUGCUUAAUGAUAUUGUGGUUUCAGCACCAUUAGCCUUUUUGCCUUUCUCGCUUCUUGGAACAUAAUGGCUGUUUGCAGGCUCUAAUAGGAAGGGAGCUAAUAAAGCUUAUGGACCCAUACUUGCAUCUGUACAUAUGUUAGUAUUAUGGAGAGCUUACACUGCUCCUAUUCCAAAUAAAUUAUUCACUAAAAUAGUUGCGGAUCCAACGGUCGAUGGACAAUAUAUUAGAACCUAAUUAUCUGUCAUGAAACCAGGGUUGUGGUAAGUGUUGAGUAGGGAAUUGUAUCACAAGGGGUACAGAUUUCCAGAGAUGUUGGAGUUCAAGAUAGCUACAGAAUUCCCUACUGGAUUUGUCAAACCUUAUUGAUGGUACAUCAUAAUAAUAUAAAUAUAUCCAAUAUUUAAUACAAUUUUUUAUUUA